Molecule: messenger RNA, 3928 nt
Organism: Nymphaea colorata (pocket water lily)
Lineage: Eukaryota; Viridiplantae; Streptophyta; Magnoliopsida; Nymphaeales; Nymphaeaceae
Exons: 4
Coding region: 1372-3798 (808 amino acids)
Biological process (GO): mRNA 5'-splice site recognition; RNA processing
Molecular function (GO): RNA binding
Source: RefSeq, a predicted model, not a curated record
CCUUUCCCUUCUGUUUACAUUUCCCAGAGAUAUUUUCAGGUUGACUUACCAUAUUUCGACUGUUUAUGGGUUCUUCGUUUGGACACAAUUAUUUUGUUUGGAUGAUUGAUCAUAUUUUAGUAAAAGUGGAUUGGAUAUCCACGGUAUCCAUCACAACUGGGUUUUAUUUUUCCCCUCCUUUUUAUAAGGUUCAACUUUUCAAUGUGAAUUCCUUAUGUACAGAACAAUAUUGAAAUUGGGUUUUUAAGUUUUGAUUCCGCAUCGAUGUCAUGUUUUCCUAGUUGCGUAUUGGUUUUCUUUUUACAAUUGUAGUUGCUUCUUGUUCUAGCUCUUAGUGUCUCUAUCGGGACUUUAUCGUAUUGUUUUUAAACUUUAGUUUUGCUUUGAAUUCUUUUUUGAGUUUCGCUUUACCCUAUCGCCCGUGGCUUCUUGUUCUAGCUCUUAGUGUCUUAAUUGGGAUUUUAGCGUAUUGCUAGGCUUUAUUUAUUUAUUUAUUUAUUUUACAUUAGUUUUGAUUUGAAUUCUUUUUCGAGUUCCUAGCUUUCUCCUAUCGCCCGUGGUUAGCGAGGAACUAGACAAAAUUGAUCCAGAUUGAUGCAUUGUUUCAUUGCGGUGUUUCAAUUAGAUAGAGUUGAACUCAUUAACCGAGUCAAGAUAAAACUGGAUAUGUGAUUCAAUUAGUUGAUAUACCGUUUCUCCGUUUUCUUUGGGAACACCUGUGGUUGCAAGCUUCGUGUACGUAUCUGUUUUAUUCUAUGGGGAUUGGGAUUUUUCUGUAUAAUAUGAUAUGUAUGUACCUAUAGUAUAUAUUUGUACAAUAACUCUUUAGGAGCUGAGCUAAGAUGAGCAUCAUUUGUUUGGGCUUGGCUCAUCCAUGUAGAAGAUCAUGAUAAUUGCUGAGCUGAGUUGAGACAGAUGUCACCUGUUCAGACUUGGCUCAUCUAUGUAGAAGUAGAAGAUCAAGAUAAUCACUGUUCAUAGAGCUCUUUUAGGUCAAUGGAUGAAUUUCUGUUCAUCUCAUGAUUAUGCUGUCAUUUUUUGUCCAUUCGAAAUUUCUGGCUUUACUCGGAUGGCAUUAUUGCACAAUCAUUCUUGGUUGAUCUAAGACUUUUUGGCCUUCUGUAGGGGAUUUGUAGACACCUUUUUCUUCACUCUUUUCUUUUUUCUUCUUUUUUCUUUGAUUUUGUUUUUGUGAGGUGGGCAUGGUUUAUAUGAAAUCAGUGUGUUGUUAUCCAUAUUUCAAGCUUGCAGGAAGGAUGUCUAUUUACUUCAUCACCUCUUCUCAGUGAGACAAAGUCAAGUAAAUCUGGUGCCUAUGGGGCGGUUGCUUUCUCAUAUGGAAAUGGUCUUGAUGCAUCGAAUGCUCCAGGGAUGUCUGAAACUGUGGGUUAUCACCCACCUUUUUCUGUACCCGAGAACCUACUUCAUAGCCUACCUCCAUCAGAGAAGCUUCAUCAGAUAAUGUCCAGAACAGCUCUCUUUGUGAAUAAGCAUGGAGGGCAGUCGGAGAUCAUCCUGAGGGUGAAGCAAGGAGACAAUCCAACAUUUGGUUUUUUAAUGCCUGAUCAUAAUCUUCAUCCAUACUUCAGAUUUUUAGUUGAUCAUCCAGAAUUGUUACUAGCUGAUACAGGCAGUGCGAAUCUUCAAGAACCUGCUCAGAAGGCAGAUGCUGUGGAAGAUAAUACUGUUUCAGCAGGUGCUCUCUCAUUGCUUGGAUCUAUGUAUGGUAAUGAGGAGGAGGAGGAUAGAUCCCAAAAGGUUGCUUCUGAUACCAAAAGUUUGUUGUCGCCUGAAGUUGCUGCUGCUGCAAGUGUCAGCUGUUCUGAUUCACCAGAUGCGCAGGAGCAUUCUGCUGAAAUCACUAAGAAAAAUGAGGUAGCUACAUCCAUGAUUAGUGAUAAGAAAAAAUUCCUCUCUCCUGAGAAGAAAAGCACUCCAGUUGAAGUCCAGACAUCUGAUGUACAUGGAAAGAAGCGAGUGCCUGAAGUCCCAAAGACAGCUUUUGCAUCCACCAGUAACCAUCAAGCACUGGCUUCAAGUAUUCUAGAAGAUAACCUUCCAAUUUUGGAGCCACCAAAUUUUCUCAAAAGUGCUGUGGAAAAGGUUGUUGAGUUCAUUGUGAGGAAUGGAAAGCAAUUUGAAGCAGUUCUCAUAGAGCAGGAUAAACCACAUGGGAGAUUUCCAUUUCUUCUGAAGUCUAACCCAUUUCAUCGUUAUUAUCUAAAGGUUCUUCAAGAAGUACAAGAGUCCAAGACUUCUGGGAAGAGUUCAAAAACUCGGAAACAUGAUCCAGAAGGGCAUUCAAGUGGCAGUAAAAGAAUCAAAGAAGUUAGUAAGUCAAAAGACUCUGAUGAUUCACAAAAUGGUAGAUCUAUUGGUAGAGAAUCUGCUAUUGCUGGCCAAUCGAUAGUUGCAUCUGAUUUAGACAAGAAAGAGAAGUUCAAGAUGGUAAUUGGUGGGCCUUCUUCAAAGAAGGACACAUCGGAUCAGUCUUCUAAACCAGUGCAACGUCAUUGUGGCAUGAGUGUUGAUGCAGCUGCUGAAAUAGUUUUAGCAGCAACAAGGGGUCUUAGGAACCAGAAAUCAAAUGUUUCCAUGAGCUGCUCAAGUAUUCUAGAGAAUGGUGCUCAAACUGCAACUAAUGUUAUGCACCAAACAAAAAGUAUUGGCAGCCAUUCUAUUUCAUCUCAUGGUCAUGAUUCCCACACUAAACCAAAUUCAGAUAUGGAGUCUGGCAAAAUUCCUUCUGGAUAUGCAUCUGGCAUGAAAGCUAUUGGCAGCGGUAAUGUCUUAGCUGCAAAAGCCAUGGCAAAAACUGCAGCUCUUGCGGCGGCUGAUGAGGCAGACUCUUCUGAAGCAUGUUUAACCAAGGCCGAAAAGCAGAAAGCAGAAAGGUUGAGGAGAGCAAAAAUGUUUUCAGCAAUGCUGAAAAGUGACAGCCAUCAGAGUACUGGGUCGAUACCUCGUCUGUCACCACCACUUUCAAAUUCAGGACUUUCUUCUGGUAAACUUGCUCCACUAGGCAAUCUUCCACAAGUUGCUGCUCAACCAACCACCUCAGUAGCAGAGCCUGUGGAUGCCAUGUACAGAGAACUUGAUGGUAGCAUAGUUUUGGUUGAUGGUGAUCCUUCUACGAUGAAGUUGGAGUUGCAGGGGAAAGAUUCUGCUGGACAGUCUGAGGAGAGAUCAACAGAGAAGCAGCAUUUGGGGUCCAAGAGGCACGACAAAGACCCCAGUGGUCAUAAGCACUCGAGGAGUAAGCACCGAAGGAAGGAAUCAUCUCGAUAUGAUGAAGAGGAUGACUCAGAGGAAUCAGAGGAAGAUUCUUACGGAAAAAGGUCAAGGUACAGGUCCCAGGAGAAAGACAGAUCAAUAUCUGGAAAGCAUGACCAUGAAGAUCUGGAUGAACAUAAGCAUUCAAGGAAGAGGCAUCGGCACAGUGGAUCGUCACAGCAUGCUGAAGAAGAUAACGAUGGUGGCCAUUCCUCACACAAAGACAGGGAAACUGAAUCUAGACACAAGAGCAAGCAUCACAGGCACUCUGAACGCAGGCAUCGACAUCGACAUGAAAGCAGAGCUGAAAGCACGAGUAGGCCUGAAAAGCAUAGGACAAAAUCCCAUUCAGAAAGAGAGGUAGACGAUAAUGCUAUAUGCAUAACCACAGUGGAUAAUGAUGGUACAACAUUAUCUUUGAAUCACCCCAAUAAUUUGGAGGCACAAGACAACUCCCAUACUGUUACAGAGGUUUCUGACGAGCUAAGACAAAAGGUCCGAGCGAUGUUGUUGGCCAACAUGUAAUUCACAUUCCGUGCACGGUCAUUUUAUUUCCAGAUGAUCGUGCUUUAUUCUUUAUUGUUGUAGAUCUAUGCAAAAGUUGAUUACAAUUGUACUUUAGUUUCUCCUGAUAGUAUUACUUGUUGCUGUCUCA